AUGCCGUGCGACCGCAGCAGCACAGCAGGAGCCAUCCCACCACGUACGUACACCCGUUCCCCCGUGGACGAGGUCAAGGCCUGGAUCGAGGAGGCCCGUGCCUCCCAUUUCCCGGGCCACCUUCCCCAUUCACCGCGCCACGCCCAACACUACCAGCCGACAAGUGGGGUCACCACCAUCGGCCCCACACGUCAGCGAGAAUACCCGGCCGGCGAGCGAGAACCCCACCCAGCCCAGCCCUCCUGCAGUAAAACCACGCCACACUACGGCAGAAACGGCAGACAGUUUACUGCAAACUCCUCUCCCCACGAACCACUCUCUCCCAGCCGCCGCCGCCGCCGCCACCCUUCGUCCGUCCGCCGCGGGCGCUCCCGCCCGCCGCCUCGACUCCGUAGGCCAUCCCCGAGGUCGGCCUCGGCGCCUUCCGAAGCCGAGAUGGUCGCCAUGGCCAAUGGUGUCAAGGUGGAGCCCGCCGCCGCCGCAGCAGACAUCACCGCCGCCGCCGCCGCCAACGGAAAGGCUGACUCGCCUAUUUCCGUUCUCGGGGACGAGAAAAUGCCGGAACCCAAGGUCGAGAAGGCGGCCCUCCUGGACACGCUGAAGGUGGAGGACACGGCGGACGAGUUCCUGGACGCGCCGUCGUCGCUGCCCAUCGACCUGGAGGCCAAGAACGGCGACGCGGCGCUCAUCACGGAGGUCAUGGCCAAGGAGGAGGAGGAGCUGUGCCAGGCGCGGAUCAAGGCCGAGGAGGAGGAGGAGGCCCGGAGGAGGGAGGAGGCCGCCAGGCAGGCCGUCGACCGCAAGGCGCGCUUCAACAAGCUCGACGAGCUGCUCACGCAGACGCAGCUCUACUCCGAGUUCCUGCUCGAGAAGAUGGACCAGAUCACCGAUGUGCAUUCCACGCCCAAAAAAGCUGUUGAAAUCAAGGAGGAAGAGGAACCUGUGGAGGAGCAGAAGAAAGGGCGUGGCAGGAAGAGGAAGUCCAAUGCUAAGCCACAGUAUAAUGACAAGAAGGCUAAGACAGCAGUGGCAGCCAUGCUUACAAGAAAGCGUGAAGAUGGUGCUGCUGAUGAUGGUACUCUCACAGAAGAAGAAAAGUGGGAGCAAGAGCAAGCCAACCUUGUUCCAUUAUUGACUGGUGGAAAGUUGAAAUCUUACCAGAUUAAGGGUGUUAAGUGGCUGAUUUCUCUGUGGCAAAAUGGGCUGAAUGGGAUAUUAGCCGAUCAAAUGGGCCUUGGGAAAACGAUCCAGACAAUUGCAUUUCUUGCCCAUCUCAAAGGGAAUGGUAUGCACGGUCCAUACAUGGUUAUUGCUCCCCUUUCAACUCUGUCAAACUGGUUGAAUGAGUUAACAAGGUUCACCCCAUCUGUGAAUGGUAUAAUUUACCAUGGAACUAAAGACGCUCGGGCAGAGUUGAGGAGAAAACACAUGCCCAAAACAAUCGGUCCUGAUUUUCCGAUAAUAAUCACUUCAUAUGAGAUGGCCAUGUAUGAUGCGAGGCUUCUUGCUAAUUAUAAGUGGAAAUAUGUUGUUGUAGAUGAGGGCCAUCGGUUGAAAAAUACCAAGUGUAAAUUAUUGAGGGAGUUAAAGCGCAUUCCGAUGGAUAACAAGCUCCUUUUGACUGGAACACCUCUUCAGAAUAACCUAGCAGAGCUGUGGUCACUGUUGAACUUCAUUUUGCCUGAUAUAUUCUCAUCCCAUGAGGAAUUUGAGUCAUGGUUUGAUUUUUCUGGGAAGGUAGAUGAGGAACAACAGGAAGAAAGUGAUGAGAACAAAAGAGUCCUUGUUGUCUCAAAGCUUCAUGCCAUUUUGCGUCCAUUCCUUUUAAGGCGGAUGAAGGAAGAUGUAGAACUCACGCUUCCACGAAAGAAAGAGAUAAUCAUUUAUGCUAACAUGACUGAACAUCAGAAGCAAAUCCAGAAUCACUUGGUUGAGAAGACAUUUGAUGAAUACUUGCAUGAGAACAUGGAUAUUGUUUUGCGUAAACCUGGCAUCAAGACGAAGCUAAAUAAUCUACUCAUUCAGCUGAGGAAAAAUUGCGCCCACCCUGAUCUUUUCAAUAUUUCUUUCGACGCAAACAGUCUCUAUCCACCUGUUGAUAAGCUUCUGGAACAAUGUGGCAAAUUUCAGCUGUUGGACAGAUUACUGGAUAUUCUACUCAAACGGAACCACAAGGUCCUAAUAUUUUCGCAAUGGACAAAAGUUUUGGACCUCCUUGACUACUAUUUGGAGGUAAAAGGCCUGAAGGUUUGCCGAAUUGAUGGUAGUGUUAAUUUGGAAGUUCGGAGGAAGCAGAUAGCGGACUUCAAUGACUUGAACAGUGGCAUGAAUGUCUUCAUUCUAAGCACACGUGCUGGUGGGCUUGGUAUCAACCUUACUUCUGCUGAUACAUGCAUCCUGUAUGAUAGUGACUGGAAUCCUCAAAUGGAUUUGCAAGCUAUGGAUCGAUGCCACCGGAUUGGUCAAACACAGCCAGUUCAUGUUUACCGGUUGGCAACAUCUAAUUCUGUGGAGGGACGGAUUAUUAAGAGAGCUUUUGGAAAGUUGAAGCUAGAGCAUGUCGUGAUCGGCAAGGGGCAGUUUCAACAAGAUGCCGCAAAGCCUAACGCCUUAGAUGAGGCGGAGCUGCUGGCGCUGCUUAGGGAUGAGCAGGCUGAGGAAGACAGGAUCGUUCAGACAGAUAUCAGCGACGAGGACCUUCUGAAGCUGAUGGAACGGACCGACCUCACAGGUGCUCCUGCGGCCGCUGGUGCCGCCCCUCUUGUCCCACUGAAAGGGCCUGGGUGGGAGGUGGUGCUUCCAGCCAAGGGCGGCGGCGGCAUGCUCUCUGCGCUCGCCAGCUGA
Molecule: messenger RNA, 2844 nt
Organism: Lolium rigidum
Lineage: Eukaryota; Viridiplantae; Streptophyta; Magnoliopsida; Poales; Poaceae
Product: ATP-dependent DNA helicase DDM1-like
Exons: 15
Coding region: 1-2844 (947 amino acids)
Cellular component (GO): nucleus
Molecular function (GO): ATP-dependent chromatin remodeler activity; ATP binding; DNA binding
Source: RefSeq, a predicted model, not a curated record